AUGCAUAAUGUUGCCUCCAACGGCACCGCGCAGGCGGAGUACGCUAUUUUGCGCGGUAGAAUCUGCGGCGUUACGGGACGUCUCCCAUAUUGGGAGCGAAGAAAGACAGGGAGGACGUUCCCUCGCGCCUGUAGGAGUCCUCUCAGGAAGAGCAGCCGGCGCUGCGCUGUCCGCCGAAGAGGCAACCUCUGGCCUCCAAUCCCCGGGACCCGCAGGAAAACCUGGCUCUUCAGGUGCCCCGCCCCCCUGUCUACCCUCCUGACCGCGCACGCGUUGCCACUGGUCUGCGCCUUCAAUAGGGGCAGCGAGUGCGGCAAGGAACGGCCCAGCUUGGUCCGGGCGGUGCCACCCCACCUGCAGCAUCGCUAA
Rangifer tarandus platyrhynchus (Svalbard reindeer) is the source of this 369-nucleotide messenger RNA. Lineage: Eukaryota; Metazoa; Chordata; Mammalia; Artiodactyla; Cervidae. The record is from the annotation of a GenBank genome assembly.